Anopheles moucheti is the source of this 822-nucleotide messenger RNA. It is a transcript of the gene Vps29, whose product is annotated as vacuolar protein sorting-associated protein 29. The transcript has a single exon. Lineage: Eukaryota; Metazoa; Arthropoda; Insecta; Diptera; Culicidae. The record is from RefSeq and is a predicted model, not a curated record. Gene Ontology annotation, cellular component: endosome; retromer complex. Bases 159 to 707 code for a protein of 182 amino acids. Gene Ontology annotation, biological process: intracellular protein transport; retrograde transport, endosome to Golgi.
AGAAAACAACACACAUAUUUACGAUUGCGACUUAUCACUUAACUUAGUCAAUUCUGUUAUCGUAUGCUCGAAUUCGUUUGCGAGCAGUGUGUGAAAUAACUGUUAAUUGAACCUUUAAGCGACUCAUUCACCAGCUUCGGCCCACCGCAAAUGCCAAUAUGCUGGUGCUAGUGUUAGGCGACCUACACAUUCCCCACCGGUGCAGCAGUGUUCCGGCCAAGUUUAAAAAGUUGCUAGUUCCGGGGCGUAUACAUCACAUUCUGUGCACCGGGAACCUAUGCAGCAAGGAAUCGUACGAUUAUCUGAAGACGCUCGCCAACGAUGUGCACAUUGUGCGCGGUGAUUUCGACGAAAACACCAACUACCCGGAACAGAAGGUCGUCACCGUCGGGCAGUUUCGGAUUGGACUAUCACAUGGCCACCAGGUGGUGCCGUGGGGCGAUCCGGAAGCGUUAGCGCUGAUCCAGCGACAGCUUGACGUGGACAUACUGAUAUCGGGGCACACGCAUAAGUUCGAGGCGUACGAACACGAGAACAAGUUCUACAUCAAUCCGGGCUCGGCUACCGGUUCCUAUAACCCGCUGGACACCUCCGUCAUUCCGUCCUUUGUGCUGAUGGACAUCCAGAGUACGACGGUCGUAACGUACGUGUACCAGCUUGUCGGUGACGACGUGAAGGUGGAACGAAUUGAGUAUAAGAAGAAUUGAGCGCCGUCCCGUGGUGCCACGGGCGCAUCUCGCAAGGCCGUAAUAGGACGCGUAAAUCGAAUAACGAGAGAUGUGAAUUUAACUAUGCAUAAAUAUAAUUGUAUUCGUGAAUGAA